Molecule: messenger RNA, 1958 nt
Organism: Thermothielavioides terrestris NRRL 8126
Lineage: Eukaryota; Fungi; Ascomycota; Sordariomycetes; Sordariales; Chaetomiaceae
Exons: 4
Coding region: 166-1839 (557 amino acids)
Biological process (GO): protein folding
Cellular component (GO): chaperonin-containing T-complex
Molecular function (GO): ATP hydrolysis activity; ATP binding; ATP-dependent protein folding chaperone
Source: RefSeq, a predicted model, not a curated record
CAGCAAUCGAGGGGCUUCGAUAUUUUCUCUCGAAGCCUCGAUGCAAAGCGAAAGCUCACCGCAGCCCACCCCUCCAUUACCGCACCUUCUCCUCUCUAGCUGCAACUGUGUCUGGAGCUCUGCUACAUUCUAUAGAAGCGUUUCCGUUUUUAAUUCCUCCGCAAGAUGUCGUUUGGAGGCCAGACACCGACGAUUAUUGUCCUGAAAGAGGGCACCGACACCUCGCAGGGAAAGGGCCAGAUCAUCUCAAAUAUCAACGCCUGCUUAGCCGUCCAGGCCACGAUCAAGUCGACCCUUGGUCCAUAUGGCGGCGACCUAUUACUGGUGGAUGCGAACGGCAAGCAGACGAUUACGAACGAUGGAGCCACGGUCAUGAAGCUUCUGGACAUCGUCCACCCAGCGGCUCGGAUCCUCGUUGACAUCGCGCGGUCCCAAGAUGCGGAAGUCGGAGACGGCACAACAUCGGUGGUGGUCUUGGCCGGCGAGAUUCUGAAGGAGAUCAAGGAGCACGUGGAGGCGGGCGUCAGUUCGCAGAUCAUCAUCAAGGGCCUGAGGAGAGCGUCGGCGAUGGCGGUCAACAAGAUCAAGGAGAUCCAGAUCAGCACGAGCGAGGCGAACAGGAGAGACACGCUUGCCAAGCUGGCCGCGACGGCCAUGACGAGCAAGCUUAUCAAGCGCAACACCGACUUCUUCACAAAGAUGGUCGUCGACGCCGUCCUCUCCCUCGACCAAGAUGAGCUCAAUGAGAAGUUAAUAGGCAUCAAAAAGAUCCCGGGUGGCUCGUUGACCGACUCGCUCUUCGUCAACGGCGUGGCGUUCAAGAAGACCUUCUCAUACGCCGGCUUCGAGCAGCAGCCCAAAUCGUUCAAGAAGCCAAAGAUCGCCUGCCUCAAUGUCGAACUCGAGCUCAAGGCGGAGAAGGACAACGCCGAGGUCCGCGUCGAGCAGGUGUCCGAGUACCAGGCCAUCGUGGACGCCGAGUGGCAGAUCAUCUACAAGAAGCUCGAGGCCCUCUACAAGACGGGCGCCAAGGUGGUGCUGUCGAAGCUGCCCAUCGGCGACCUGGCGACGCAGUACUUCGCCGACCGCGACAUCUUCUGCGCCGGCCGCGUGUCCGCCGACGACAUGGAGCGCGUGGUGCAGGCCACGGGCGCCGUCGUCCAGAGCACCUGCUCCGACAUCCGGCCGGAGCACCUCGGCACGUGCGGCAGCUUCGAGGAGCGGCAGAUCGGCGGCGAGCGCUUCAACUUCUUCGAGGACUGCCCGGAGGCCAAGACAUGCACGCUGGUGCUGCGCGGCGGCGCCGAGCAGUUCAUUGCCGAGGUCGAGCGGUCGCUGCACGACGCCAUCAUGAUCGUCAAGCGGGCCAUCCGCAACAAGACCAUCGUCGGCGGCGGCGGCGCGACCGAGAUGGAGGUGUCGGCGUACCUGCACCGCUUCGCCGACCAGGACGUGCGCAACAAGCAGCAGGCCAUCGUCAAGAGCUUCGCCAAGGCCCUCGAGAUCAUCCCGCGCCAGCUGUGCGACAACGCCGGCUUCGACGCGACCGACAUCCUCAACCGGCUGCGCGUCGAGCACCGCCGCGGCAACACCUGGGCCGGCGUCGACUUCCAGAACGAGGGCGUCGCCGACAUGAUGGCCCGCUUCGUCUGGGAGCCCGCCCUCGUCAAGGUCAACGCCAUCCAGGCCGCCACCGAGGCCGCCUGCCUGAUCCUCGGCGUCGACGAGACCAUCCGCAACGAGGAGAGCAAGGCGCCCCAGCCGCCUAGCAAGCCCCUGCCUCCGGGAGCGGCCCAGCGGGCGCUGCGUGGGCGCGGCCGCGGCAUGCCGAGGCGGUGAGGAUCGGUAGCUUGUGCAUAUGAGAUGAGGAAUGAAAAAUUUGUCCGACAAGCGGCAACGCACAGUAAUCUUCGGGGUACAUGUGCAACUCUUGACGCCAGUGUCCAUACAUAUCAUUG